Colletotrichum graminicola M1.001 is the source of this 3564-nucleotide messenger RNA. Its product is annotated as histone deacetylation protein Rxt3. NCBI's taxonomy places the organism in Eukaryota, Fungi, Ascomycota, Sordariomycetes, Glomerellales, Glomerellaceae. The coding region runs from base 1 to 3564 and encodes 1187 amino acids. The record is from RefSeq and is a predicted model, not a curated record. The transcript has a single exon.
AUGGAUCCAAGACAGCAGCCGCCACAGCUGCCCUUCUCGCGCAACGCUGCCUCGCAGUACAGUCGCUCGCCUUUUCCUCCAUCCUCCACCACGACGGCCAACUCGACCCCGAAUCAAUCGCCCUUCCCCCCCGUAUCCCAUCCGCAUGCCGAGCAUCAGCGACGCUCCUCAGAAAACCCUUAUUAUUCUUCCGGUCCGAGACCCUACUCGCAAGAACCCAACAACGCCGGCCCUCCUCCUUCAUCCGGCCACUCUCGGCACCCGAGUGCAUCCUCAUUACCCCCCGGUGCGCCUCUGAAUCGCAAUAUGCCUCCUCCGGGCUCGCCUCCACAGCCGGGAAAUCCCCCGCCGCCGUCGCAUCAAAUGGGCCAUUACGGUCUGCCUGCGCCGAGAGCCCCACCCUUGAGUGUCGGCCACCCGAGCUCAUUCCCCGGCGGCCGUGAGCUUCCCUCUUUGAACUCAAUACAAAGGACAGGGAGCACGGGAAGCUCCAUGUCGAUAUCUUCCAUGCUGGGAGGGCCACCCCCGGCGAGAGAUUCACAGCCGCCCCCGUCGCAUUACCAUCCGCCCGCUACCUCUGCGAGCUCCGGCCCGACGUUUGCGCCGACGAUGCAGGCCUCCCCGAGGAUGCACUCUGCCUCCUCCGAGUACCAGCCCUUCCGACGACAGCAAACUCCAGAGCACGCGCGUCCCUACGACCCGAGAGGCAGUGCCGCCGCCUCGCCACAGGGCGCCUAUUCCACCACCCCCGAGGUGCAGCGGUACGGCACGCCACAGCAGGGGUACCACCAGCGAGGCCCGUCGACACAGGACGGCAGAGAAUCGAAUCGCAUGUCUCAAGGCCCUCCUCCCCCUCGACCUACGAGUCAACCCAAGUCUUUCCAGCAGCAGAACAUGCCUCAGCGAACCGUAGAUAUGGGCCGGAACAACGGACCCGAGGAGAUGUAUCAACGUCGUGAGGAGGUCCCACGAGGUUCGAUGGAAUACAAUCCGGAAAGGCCAGACUUGAAGCCGAUGACUUUCGACGACCGAUAUCGGGCGGAGAGAGAGCGUCGGGAAGAAAUUGAGUUCAGGGAAAGAGAGCGAAGGGAGCGUGCAUACUCCGGCGGCGAUGGUGGACGUGCUCCGCAGGGUGACUAUCGGCCGCAGGAGGUACAGAGGGGUCAGCCCCCUCCCUUCACCCGGCCGCCCGAGCAGCGUGAACAAGGGCCGUGGCCACCUCGACAGCAGCAACAGCAGCAACACCAUCAGCAGCAGCAGCAGCAGCAGCAGCAACAACAACAGCAUCAGCAUCAGCAUCAGCAUCAGCAUCAGCAUCAGCAUCAACAUCAGCAUCAGCAGCAGCCGCCGCCACCUUUCGAUCAGUCCAGGGUACCGUACGAUCCUGCUGGCCUCCAUCCUCGACACCACCAUGAAUACCCUCCCAGCUCUGCGCCCAACUACCCGGGCCAGAGUCAUCCUGCUCCCGCUCCUCAGUUCCAACAACAGCCUCCCCCCAACGACCGAUACCCUCCCGGUCCCCCGAAUCAUCCCCAGCAGCCCCCGCCAGGCCAGCCUGGACAGCACCAGCAACAGCAGCCUUUUGAUUCCCCCGAGCGGCAAAGGGCCAAUCACCUCCACCCCCAGACGCAACCAGCUCCCACGCACCGACGACCCGGCGAAGAAGGCCCCCCUCCUCCAUCAGUCGCGUAUAACACACCACACGUUCCUCCGAUGUACGAUUCGCCUCGUAAUCGACCUAUGGAAGAUCAUCCCAACAACAAUCACCACCACCAAAGGAACUUGCUAGCGGUUCAGGAGAUCAACCGCAAGGGACGCGUCUCGCCGAUGCCGCAGGCUGUUCAGGGAGCCCAGCCACAACUACCGGGCCCUGCGGGAGAGCCGGGUAUCAAGAGCGAAUUCGGCAGGAUGUUUUCAGGAAUCGGAAGCGGUGUUACUGGCCUUGGUGUCGGCAGCCCCGUGACCGCAGGAGCUCAGUUACCCUACACGAACGCAAGUCUUGCUCGACGCGACGAGACGGAUAGCGCUACGCACGAAUCCGGCCCCGAGGCUGUGGCACCGAAGCCCAAGGGCAGGAGAAGAAAGCUUAAAGAGGAGGAUACGAAAGGGGACGACGAGAGCACAGGCCGGCUGACCCCCGUCGGCCGAGCAAAGCGCCCAAAGACUCAUGCACACCACCAUCACCAGUACGUACCGGUUCCCUCAGGUCUGUCAACGACGACUAACGACAGCAGCCACCACCAUCACCACCACCACCACCACGGCGCCGACCACGCCAACGCCCCCACCCCCGCUCCUGUCGGCAUUACGCCAUUCAAGAACGUCAAGGGCAUCACCCCCAUCCCUUCGCCGACCACCGGACCCACGAAGGACCUGCCGGCCGCUCAUCACCAUCACGUCCCCCGGCCCGCGCACCUGCAUACCCAUGUGAAGGAAGCGCCCGCCAAGCAGGCUGCGCAGAGCCCGACCAGCAUUCUCCCUCCCAAGCCCAAGACGAUUGUGACAUCGAAGGCCGUCCUUGAAGCGGUCGCUCACCGGCCCCGGACGCACCUAGGAGACGUGCUCUACGAACCGAAGCUAAAGCCCGCGCGGCAAAUACCCAACGUUCCUUCCGGCCGUGGCUUUUCCUCGACCCCGACGCCGCUCCCAUGGGAUAUGAUCAAGGACAAGGAGAACUGCACGCUGACCGUCAAGGUGCCGAAAGUUCACCUCACCCCGGUAGCCAGAGAAGAGAUCACGGCGCGAAGGGCUUUGUGGGGCACGGAUGUCUACACGGACGAUUCCGAUGUUGUUGCCGCCUGUAUUCAUGGGGGGUGGAUUCGAGGAGAAUGGGGCGACGACGUGGAUACCUCCCUGCUUGACCUCGAUCGAGGUCUCUCUGCCCCCGAGAAGGAAUUCCCUGCGAGUAAGAGACGCAAUAAGGAAAAGGAGAAGGACGAGAAGGCGAGGCUCGAGGCGAACUCGGCCACAUACCUGGACCAGCCGCCCAAGACGGGCCCCGUCCACGUGCCUGCCGACCGCGACAUGCACGUGAGCAUCGUGAUUCUCCCACGGCUGGAGAAGUACAGCAGUACCACGCGCUUCGGCCUCCAGUCGCGCGAGUACGGUGGACGGUACAACGGCCGCCAGUCGAUCCACGACGGCCUCAGUUUCAUGGUGACGGGCAUACGCUGGGUCACCAACGGCGCCGGCGCGCAGAGUCGCCUCCGUGGUAAGGGCCGGCGAGAGCGCAUGCGGAAGGCGAUGGGCGAGAUUAACGUGGCCAGCCGCGGCCUCAACGGGGCGGCGCUGGAGCGCGAGAAGCAGCGCCUCGACAAGAUCCGGGGCGAGAUCGUCUCUGGUACGUGGUGGAAGAAGGAGAAGGGCCGCGAGAACGGCGUGGCCGACAAGGAGCACAGCUCGACCACUGAAGGCGAGAAAGAGAACAGGUCCGGCGACGAGGCUCGCAAUACGACGAGCCCCGCGACGAACGGCGCCACCGCCAUGAAAGGCGCGUCGGCGGACAAGGCGGACAAAAUGGACGUGGAUGAGACCGGCAAGGCCGCCGCGGCCACCAAAGCGUGA